AGGCUCCACGCAGGGGGCCUUCUCGGCUCCCUUGCUGUGGCUGCCGCCGCUGCCGCGGUUGCUGCGGUUUGGUGAGGCGAGAACCUGUCGUGGACCUUGUCGAGUACUUAUCUGUUGUCGUUUUUUACCUGAGGAGUCAUCCUUCCUCCGUCGCACCCUGACUCCUGUGGUGUCGACGGGGAGUCCCUGCAGACACCUCGGCACGCCGUGGAGAUGCCUCUCUUUGCCACCAAUCCUUUCGAUCAGGAUGUUGAGAAAGCAACCAGUGAGAUGAAUACUGCUGAAGAUUGGGGCCUCAUUUUGGAUAUUUGUGAUAAAGUCGGUCAGUCUCGCACUGGACCUAAAGAUUGUCUUCGGUCUAUUAUGAGGAGGGUGAACCAUAAAGAUCCUCAUGUUGCUAUGCAGGCUCUGACUCUUCUAGGGGCAUGUGUAUCAAACUGUGGCAAAAUUUUUCACUUAGAAGUGUGUUCAAGAGAUUUUGCUAGUGAAGUAAGCAACGUAUUAAACAAGGGUCAUCCUAAAGUGUGUGAAAAAUUAAAGGCCCUUAUGGUUGAAUGGACAGAUGAAUUUAAGAAUGAUCCACAGCUUAGCCUAAUAUCAGCAAUGAUUAAGAAUCUUAAAGAACAAGGAGUUACAUUUCCAGCUAUUGGUUCUCAGGCUGCAGAACAAGCAAAAGCCAGCCCAGCUCUGGUAGCCAAGGAUCCUGGUACUGUGGCUAACAAAAAAGAAGAGGAAGACUUAGCAAAAGCCAUUGAGUUGUCCUUGAAGGAACAAAGGCAGCAGUCCACCACCCUUUCCACUUUGUAUCCAAGCACAUCAAAUCUCUUAGCUAACCACCACCAUGAAGGCCGAAAAGUUCGUGCUAUAUAUGACUUUGAAGCUGCUGAAGAUAAUGAACUUACUUUUAAAGCUGGGGAAAUUAUUACAGUUCUUGAUGACAGUGAUCCUAACUGGUGGAAAGGUGAAACUCAUCAAGGCAUGGGGUUAUUUCCCUCUAAUUUUGUGACUGCAGAUCUCACUGCUGAACCAGAAAUGAUAAAAACGGAGAAGAAGACGGUACAAUUUAGUGAUGAUGUUCAGGUAGAAACAAUAGAGCCAGAACCGGAACAAGCCUUUAUUGAUGAAGAUAAAAUGGACCAAUUGCUACAAAUGUUGCAAAGUACAGAUCCCAGUGAUGAUCAGCCAGAUCUUCCAGAGUUACUUCAUCUUGAAGCAAUGUGUCACCAGAUGGGACCUCUCAUUGAUGAAAAGCUGGAAGAUAUUGAUAGAAAACAUUCAGAACUCUCAGAGCUUAACGUUAAAGUGAUGGAGGCACUUUCACUGUAUACCAAGUUAAUGAAUGAAGACCCAAUGUAUUCCAUGUAUGCAAAAUUACAGAAUCAGCAGUAUUAUAUGCAAUCAUCUGGUGUUUCUGCUUCUCAGGUAUAUCCAGGUCCUCCUCAAAGUGGUGCUUACCUGGUUGCAGGGAAUGCCCAGAUGAGCCAUCUCCAGAGCUACAGUCUUCCCCCAGAGCAGCUGUCUUCUCUCAGCCAAGGAGCACUUCCACCGUCUGCAAACCCAGCGCUUCCUAGUCAACAGACUCAGGCUUCUUAUGCUAACACAAUGGUCAGUUCUGUUCAAGGAAAUACAUAUCCCAGCCAGGCUUCAGUGUACAGUCCUCCUCCUGCUGCUGCUGCUGCUGAUGUCACUAUAUACCAGAAUGCAGGAACUAAUAUGUCCCAUGUGCCAAACUAUAACUUAACAUCCUCAGCGCUGCCUCAACCAGGAGGCAGUCAACAGCCACCUCAGCCACAGCAACCAUAUUCUCAGAAGGCUCUGCUAUAGGAUUUGGGAUUCCUCUUUGAUCUGCUAAAUGCCGCUGAAAAUGUUACGCGAUUCUUUGAUAUCUUAAGGUUUGUUUAUCCGCAGCUUAUAGGAAUCUGUCUUGGUCAACAAGUUCAAAUAUUCAAGACAUUAGAACUCUCUUCAAUUUGCACUGACUUUUUAGAGGUUUUCCCCUCCCCCUCCCCAGAGGAAUGAAAACUACUUACAACAUUUAAUUCCUUUCAUAAUAUGAAAGAAUUGAUAAAAGAUUAUUUGUCCAUAAAAUUACCUGGUCUGCAAAAAGUCAAACUUACAACAGUUGUUGUGGCAAAUGUUAUGUACAUAUAUUGCUAUAUAAGUUCAUUAGUGGCCAUUUUGAAUCACAAUGGUGAUCAUGUGAAUAUAUUUAACACUUAAAUUAAUUUACAUUGCUAUUUUAUUUUAAUCAUGAACAACUACCAUGUUUCGUAAUGUUUUGUGUAAAUUUAAGAUAAUUACACUAUCCUUUUAAACUGCAAGAGAACAAAGCUGUAACAUAAUUACAUGAAGGUAUUAUGUUGUCAAAUGUUUUUGUUUUUACAUGAAACUGAACUUUCCUUUGAUUGUGAGAUAAACAUAUGUACAUUAUGUCCUUCUGUAGCCUCUGCAUACUACUAGCUGUCAUCACACCAGCAUACAGUAGCUAAAUUUUUGGUGCAGUUAUAGCAAAUGAUGUUCCCUUUUAAACUUACACAUUUUGGCAUGAUAUUUCAGAGGAUUGUGGGACCAUGAGACAAAAUAAGUGGGAUCAUGUUCUUUAUAUCUUAUUUUUAAAGAAAUAAUGUUGAUUUACUUUUUUCCUUGUUGAAGAUAGUAAUUAGAUUUAUAAACUGUAUACUGUGUCUAUUGGUGGCAGUGACACCAAAGAUAGAGGCAAUGGACAGAAAUUUUUAAACUGGAAAGAAACCAUGAAUAACACUACAUUUUCAAAGUCUCUUGUAAUUAGUUAGGAUAUUAAAAAAAUGAUUCAUUUGUCUUAUUCCACUAUUAGUCUUUUAAAUAUGUCUUUAACACAUUGUAUCCUUUAAUUCUUCAUUAAAAUCAAUAUAAGCAGAUGUUUCAAAGUAAUCAAUAUUCCUGGCUUUGCUUAACAGUUUGUACAUUUAUUCUUAUCUUUCAAACUGGAUGGGGCUGUUCUCUCUCAUUUUAAAGUUCUGAUGGAAUUAAGUUGGCUUCCUAUUCAGGAGUAUUUUUCAAUGAAUGCCUUUUUUUUUUAAUGUACAUGAAUUGUUUUCCACUGACAUUUUAAUCUUCUUAAAUAUUUAUAAUUUUCCUGGUUGUGCUAUACUAUCAGCUGAAAAGUUGAGCAUCACAUUAAAUGGAUUUAACAGAUUUCACACCAUAAAUGAAAAUUUAAUUUCCAUUUUCUAAGACUGUUAUAAUCAGAUAACACUUUUCCUUCCCUUUUGACAAAUGGUUCCAUCUUUACAAGGAAUCUUAAUGGUGACUGAAUCAUAGUUUCAGAUUUAAAGCACCAUCUUCAAUGUAAGUGUUUUACCCUGGUGUUGUGUUUUCCAAUUUUAGAAUAUGCUGCCCUCAAAUAGAAAUUUUUAAAUUUGAAUUCAAAAUUUACAUUUAAAAAAUUGUAAUGUGUAGUUCUUUUGAUAAACAUGUCAAACAGGUCAUAAUCUUUAUUCCAAUUUGAAUAUUCUGGUUUCACUGAUACACUUUUUUCCCAUUAUAGUGUAUUUUUCUGUCUGUCUUUUUGAUAAAUUUCUGUUUAUCAUUGGUGAGUGUAUCAUUUCCCCAUUUUAUCUUCAUGCUUCCUUUAUGCUAAUAUACUUCAAUUACAUAUUCUCUUACUUGCUUUGUACUACACAAAAGUCAAAGAACGGUAAAAAUGAAAAAAGCUACCCUUAUUAACUAUUACUAUUGGUUUACUUACCAACUGUACUAAUUAUAUAUAUAUAUACACACAUACACAUUUUUAAACUUACUAUAUUAGUGUGUUUAUAAAGGUAUUAAUGAUGAAUACUUAAUACUGAUACCAUAUGAGUUUGUGCUUUUCAUUUGUUAACUGUAAAAAUGCCAGGUGGAAAAAUUCUAAUGAAAAGAAACCACUGGAUUUUCUGUAUGUUAGAUGACAUGGUGAGGACAGAAAUAGCAAAGGACCAGUUAGGAGCACAGUGAUUUUGUCUGAGCCCAGUGUUGCAUGUGUUGUACUUAAAAAACAAAAUCUCUAAAAUAUAACAAUCUUUUUUUUUAAAAGAAUGGUUUAUAAAAUGAACUAACUAUAAUGUGAAUUUCUGUGAAGCAAAUUUUACUUAAUUUAUUUUGUGUAUAAAGUUUUAAGUGUGUAGCCAUAAACCAGUUACAUCUAAAUAAAAAAAUUAAGUUCCGUUACUACCUAGCAUAAAUAGCCAACACACCCCGUGGCCAAGGAUGUAAUAGCAGUGCCCUAAACCUACUGGAAGCAGUAUGUAGUGUGUCACAUACUCUGACUUGACAGUGUUUCCUGACACUGCGACCCUCUUCACUGUUACCGAUCUCUCCUCAGCAAGGGACCUCUUUAUACUAAAAAUUCCUGGAGCUUUGUUUCUAUACCUCUUAAUUUUUGUACUUAAAAUGCUUAAUAGACCACUAGUAGUCUUUUUUGAUACAGUUUUCAUAUAUGAUAUGUAUAAUUCAGCUUGCAAAUAUUUUUAGUCCAAAGUUUCAAGUUUACAUAAGACAAAUUAAUACCCUUUAUGAUAAACUAUGCAACUAUAAAAACUAUAAAUUACUUGUUAAAAUGAAGUCCAUUGAUGUAAUUUGGCCAUAUUUUUAUCUGUUUAGUACAGAAAGAGCAGUUUUCUUUUUCUCAUACAGAUUUCCUUGGUUUACUUACCAACUGUACUAAUUAUAGUUUCCUGUUACAUCACUUUUAAAAUAUUUAAUGCUAUAGCUUAAUUUUUUCAUUAUUGUGUUAUUUUCUAAUAUUUUUAUUUUUGUUGAUUAACUGCUUAUACCCCUUAGAAUAAAAUACAAAGAGGAAAACUACCUAAAUAGGUUGUAAAGACCUUUGUCUAGUUAUCAUUUGUUUCAGAACAGUGUUUUGAUGCAGUGCUCCUGCCAGGUGCCUAGAUUCCUUUCUGUACUGUGUGUAGAGACAUGUGCCCCAGGUUUUUAAGCAAAGUUGUCUGAGUUUUAUGUAUUCUUUUUUUCAUAUGAUCUUCCUUUAAAAUUAUAAAACUUAGUAAUUUUUUCUAAAGUUUUCCUAGUUUCAACAAUAUUUUUUAUGAUGUUCUAGAGCAUUUUAAGUCUCAGUGUUUAAAAUCUUAGGUUUUCUUGCUCAAAAAAAUUGAACAGUUUAUUAGUGAUAACUUAGGGUCAUGCUGAACUUAGAUGUGUCUAUCUUCGGACUCGAGCUAAUGCUAAUACUUUCCACUGCCAUCAUUGUCUGUUUGCUGCUUCUCAUAGACACAGAAUUUCUGAUAAGGAUUGCAUGUUAAAGUAAUAAGAGUCAAUGGCCCCUGGACAAAAGUAAAAGGUACUAGUUUUAAUGAUCUUUUUGGUGGUCAGAGACUUAAAAAAAAGUUUUGUGAUACCUCCAUCAGUAACAAAUAUUUUUGAGUAUAUAGCUUCAAAAUAUGUAUGUGUAUGUUUUUACAAGCUGUAUAAGUUCUGCGUAUUGUAAUAUGUAUUGUACAUUUUAAAACAUACAAAAAAAUAGAAGUCUUAAAAGAGGGUGAGUGAAAAAAUUGUUAAUG
Phyllostomus discolor (pale spear-nosed bat) is the source of this 5531-nucleotide messenger RNA. RefSeq names its product signal transducing adaptor molecule (gene STAM). Lineage: Eukaryota; Metazoa; Chordata; Mammalia; Chiroptera; Phyllostomidae. Bases 214 to 1824 code for a protein of 536 amino acids. Gene Ontology annotation, biological process: protein transport to vacuole involved in ubiquitin-dependent protein catabolic process via the multivesicular body sorting pathway. Gene Ontology annotation, cellular component: ESCRT-0 complex. The transcript has 14 exons. The record is from RefSeq and is a predicted model, not a curated record. Gene Ontology annotation, molecular function: phosphatidylinositol binding; ubiquitin binding.